Molecule: messenger RNA, 2649 nt
Organism: Plasmodium gaboni
Lineage: Eukaryota; Apicomplexa; Aconoidasida; Haemosporida; Plasmodiidae
Product: putative protein phosphatase
Exons: 2
Coding region: 1-2649 (882 amino acids)
Biological process (GO): protein dephosphorylation
Molecular function (GO): protein serine/threonine phosphatase activity
Source: RefSeq, a predicted model, not a curated record
AUGGAUAUAUCUGAGAAGAGUAAUAAGAUUAAUUGCAAGAAUGAAUGCUCUAAAUAUGUAUGUGGAACACUAUAUGAACUGAUUAAAGAUUUGAAUAGCUAUAAUCUACAAUGUUAUAUUAACAAUGAGAAGAAUAUAAAUUUAUAUGAAGAUUUUAAAUAUAAGAAGAAGAAAAAAAUAGAAUUUAUGUCCAUUGUAGAUUAUUAUGGUGGAUUAAAAAAUAACGAAUAUGAGUUUUUUAUUAUUCCUAUUAUAUUUAAUAAACAUAAUGAAAUAUUAUAUAUGGGUGUAUCCAUAUUUUUUAAAAAUGAAUUUUUUAAAGAAUAUAAAAUCAAUAAUUAUAAUUACAUAGAACUAUUUAUAUAUAAUGUACAGAAAGAAAAACCAAAUAAUAAUUUUUAUCCUCAUAUGGAUAUUAAUCAAGACACAACAAAAAAAAAUGCUUUUUUAAAUUUUCUUGUAAAUAUAGAUGAUUUAAAUAAAUAUCAUAGACAAACAAAUAAUCAUCUUGAAAGAAACAAAAAUACAUGUACUGAUAAAAAUAUUUAUGAUAGUCAUGGUCAUCAUUAUUGUAGUGAUGUGUAUAAUAUGUGUAAUAAAAAUGUAUAUAGUCAUGAUAAUAUAAUAAAUAUAUGUGAUAAAAAUGUUUGUGACAAAAAUGUAUGUGAUAAAAAUGUUUGUGACAAAAAUGUAUGUGAUAAAAAUAUAUGUGACAAAAAUGUUUGUGAUAAAAAUGUAUGUGAUAAAAAUGUUUGUGAUAAAAAUAUAUGUGACAAACAUAAUAUUAACAAUCUGGUGCCCAAUAUGAAUAUUAAAUGUAAAUAUAAUCUUUCUAAUUAUCUACAUAGCGAAAAAAUAAGUGGGGAUUAUAAAAAGAUACAGUGCCCUUUAAUAAUUGAUGAUCAUUAUAUUUUAUGUAGUGACGGGGUGGUGAAACUAAAGAAUGAAGAAAAUGAUCAAUCUGUUAAUGAUAAAAAGAAAAUACCACUUUCAUCGAUCUAUGAGACAUAUACUCAUAGUAGCAUACAAGCAACAACAAGAAAGAACGAGAUCCAAAAUAAUAAUCAUAAUAAUGAUAAUAUUUCUAAGGGUCAUACUAAUACAGAUAAUCACCAUAAUAUGUGGAAACAAGAAGCCAUUAAUAAAUGUCAAAAUUAUAAGUAUUCAUAUACAGAAAAUGAAAUAAAUAAGGUUUAUAAAAAUAUUGAUAAUAAAGAAAAUUAUAAGAAAGAUGAUAGUUGUUCUGGGCCUUCCUUAGUCAAAUAUAAUGAGAAGAUUUAUCAUAAAAAUAUUUCUAUACAAAGAAAGGAAAUCACAAUAGACACGUUGAAAAGGACAAAAAUGGAAGAUAAUAAAAAUAUUAAUGAUGAUGAUAAUAAAAAUAUUAAUGAUGAUGAUAAUAAAAAUAUUAAUGAUGAUGAUAAUAAAAAUAUUAAUGAUGAUGAUAAUAAAAAUAUUAAUGAUGAUAAUAAUAAAAAUAUUAAUGAUGCCAAUUCUAUAAACACCCAUUGCUCAUAUAAAUACAGUGCUACAUAUUCUAACGAGAAGGUGGAAUACAACAAUGUUAUAAGUGAAGAAAUAAAAAUAAAAAGCCCAAAAAAAGAUGAGGAAAAUAUAAAGAUAAAUAAUAUGUUCAAAUGUGGUUUUUAUAGCUUUAAAGGAAAUAGGACAUAUAAUGAAGAUAGAGUUAUUAUUAUUGAAAAUAUGAAUAAUUUUUUAAAAGAAGAAUAUGAUACAUUAAUAAAAAAAGCUCCAAAUGAAUAUGAAUUAAUUGAUAAAGAAUAUAUGAAUAUAAUUCAUAAUAUAAAAGAUAUGGAAACACCAUCUUAUAUAUAUUGUGCUAUAUAUGAUGGUCAUAAUGGAGAUAAUGCAGUAAAUAUUGUUCAAAAAAUAUUGCAUAUAUAUAUGUAUUAUUAUUUUAUAAAUGGAAGUGGUUUAGAGAAUUCUUUAAAAUAUUCUUUUCAAGAAACAGAUAAUUAUAUAUGUAAAAAUAUUAUAAAUAUAAAAGAAGAUAAUCAUUCCAAUUAUUCUAGUGGCACCACAGCAUGUGUGAGUGUUAUAUUUAAAAACAUGUUGUAUGUUGCUAAUAUUGGUGACAGUAGAUGUAUUAUAAGUAAAAAUGGAAGAGCUAUUGUUCUUACAGUAGAUCAUCGAGCUAGCAUUAAUAAAAAAGAACAAGAAAGAAUUAUAAAUUCGGGAGGAAUUUUAGAUGAUGAAGGAUAUUUGGGUGGGUGUUUAGGAGUCUGUCGAGGAUUCGGUUCCUUUCAUAAAAAAACAAAAGAAAAAUUAAAAGGUCUAAUAUGUGAACCUGAUUUGUUUCAUAUAAAAUUAACAGAUGAUGAUGAAUUCUUAAUUAUUUGUUGUGAUGGUAUUUUUGAUGUUAUAACAUCACAAGAAGCUGUUAAUACAGUCAAAAAUUCUCUAAUACAAUCAAGAGAUGCUAAUACAGCUGCAGAAGCUUUAUGUCAACUCGCUUAUAAAAAAAAAUCAUUGGAUAAUUUAUCAGUCCUUGUAGUUAUAUUUCAAAAUCCUCAAAUGAAUAAAAAAGUCUCUUCAAUAAAUGAAUCAUCUGGAAUCUACUCAGGCCAAGCUGGACGCGUUCGUCGAAGAAUCAAGUUUUCUGCUUUGAAGGAUUUAAUAAAUCAAUAA